Molecule: messenger RNA, 564 nt
Organism: Dentiscutata erythropus
Lineage: Eukaryota; Fungi; Glomeromycota; Glomeromycetes; Diversisporales; Gigasporaceae
Source: the annotation of a GenBank genome assembly
AUGGCAGAUAUACAAAUUCAAUGUGCUAAUUGUGGUCAAACCCAAACACCUUUAUGGAGAAAGAAUGAUAAAGGACAACCACUUUGUAACGCAUGUGGAUUAUAUGCUAAAUUACAUAAUAGAGAUCGACCGAUCGCUAUGCGUAAAUCUAAAAUUCAACGUAGACGUCGUGAUUGGAAUAAAUAUGGACAUAUUGAAGAAGGACAUUCUAAUGAAGAAAGUACAGAAACUUCAUCAUCAUAUUCAGGAACAAAUUAUUCACCCAAAGGACCUAUAACAUUACAUACGAUUCUUCCAAAUCAAAGACCUAUAGCACCUAUGACUAUGUCACCUAGUCUUAUGGCACCAGCACUUUUAACUUUAGCUACGGCAGCUACAUGUCAAAGAGAACAAAUGUUAUUAGAAGAACAACCAAUUCCUGGUUAUAUACAUCAAUCAUUUGAUGAUAGUGAUGAAACAAAAUUUAAAACUUUAGUUGAUCAAAUGUCUAAAAAACAAGUGGAAGAAGUACUAAAAGUUUUAGAGAGACGAUGUGAAAUUUUGAAAAUGGCAUUAGAAUCAUAA